GUAAUUUCAAUGAUCUCGACAGCUCUGAUCCCAGACAUAUCCCUGGCUCCGCGUUCCCAAAUGAUGUUGUCCAUUGUGUUUGUUUAUUUAAAAUUUGAAUUACCAGCUCAAAGUGUUUCUUCUUUUUCUAUAACCGUGGAUAUUGAGUUAGAGUCGUCAGACUCCAUUGACUGGUCCCAUCUCCCCCCAGAUCUUGCUCGUGGAAUUGUAAAUCGAAUGAUUACUUUCAAAGAUUAUAUAGCGGCUAUAGGGGUUAGCCACAUUUGGCGAUCUGCUCGUUCGAGCAUUAGUAGAGGACCUCAGCUUCCUCUUCCUGCGCUGAUGCUUUCUGAGCCACUAUUAACUGACAUGCGAACUUUAUUUAGCCUCUAUGACAACAGUCAUCAUCGAUUACAACUAUCUGAAGUACGCGGAAAACGUAUUUGGGGAUCUCAACAUGGCUGGGUUGUAACCUUGGGCUCUCGUUAUGUAACCCAACUUGUGCACCUUAUGACAGGAAACCGAAUUAAUCUUCCACAAAUUCAAAGACUGGCUCCUCAAGAAGAGUGGUUUUGCCUUGUACGCAAAUUCAAUCUUCUAAAGGGCCCUACCGAUGAGUCAACAUUCCUUGUCAUCGCAAUUUUUGGCCCUUUGAAUAGUUUGGCUUUUACUAGAGCUGCUUUGAACAGAAGAGGAGAAGGUGAGUGGGUUGUUGUUGCCAAUCCAGAGAAUUUGAAAUUCAAGGAUGUUGCACAUUUUAAUGAUCAAAUAUAUGCACUUUGUGACAAUGGCAAGCUGGUUCGCUUUGAACCUGAUGCUCCUUUGGCAGAUAUGGUCCAAGUUAUUGCUGACCAUCCACAAGAUGUAGGCUCACACCGAAAAAUAUAUUUGGUGGAGUCAUUGGGAAAUCUUUAUGGGGUUUUUCGUAACGGAUUUCUUAUUCCUUCAGAGAGGAGGUUUGAGACUACAUCUUUUUUUGUCUACAAGUUCGACUUCAAUGCAUCAGCUUGGGAGGAAGUGACACACUUGGAAGGUCAUGCUUUUUUUGUUGGUGACAGCAACUCCUUCUCCAGGCGCUUUCCUACAAGCAUUAUCCCUAGCAGAAGUGAUUGCAUCUACUUUACCGAUGACCAUUGGGUUUGGCGAAAGUUCCCUAGGAAGGCAUAUGGAGGCCAUGAUGUGGGACUGUUUGACAUGGCAACCAGGGAUAUCCUACCCCUGAAAUUUGGUAAGGACAAACCUCGUUUCUAUUCUCGACCUAUUUUUGUUACGCGUAAUGACAAACUUUAGUUGACUUUGUUUUCUCUAAUACCCUUUGCUUAGUUGAAAGAAAUGGGUAGAAAUGGUGUUUAGACUUCUUUGGUGGCCAAAUACAAUUUGGUAUUCUGGUUUGUAAGCACAUACAAACUAAUUUCUAGAAUAUUUAUGCUUGUGAUGCUGUGAUU
Quercus lobata is the source of this 1424-nucleotide messenger RNA. RefSeq lists its product as uncharacterized. Lineage: Eukaryota; Viridiplantae; Streptophyta; Magnoliopsida; Fagales; Fagaceae. The transcript has a single exon. The record is from RefSeq and is a predicted model, not a curated record. The coding region runs from base 10 to 1269 and encodes 419 amino acids.